AAAAGUAAGGUGCACGCGCGCAGCGCCUCCGACUUGACGAAAUGGCGGUGGUAGUACGACUGGUUAUAUUAGCAAUAUGCGCGUGCGCAAACGCGCAGUACGCGGAGGAGCGCGCGCCGCGGUACAUCGCGACCGAAUCGAAAACUGCCCCGCCGCCACCUGUAGCCAUCCUUAAACAAAUUAAUAGGCACAAUGAGGAUGGUUCGUACACAUACGGCUAUGAAGGUGGUGAUGGAUCCUUCAAAAUCGAGACCAAGUCGCCCAGUGGAGAGGUGAAGGGGAAAUAUGGUUACAAAGAUGAUACUGGAAAGCUACGAGUGGUCGAGUACGGAGCGAACAAGUACGGUUUCCAGCCAGCCGGCGAGGGGAUCACAGUCGCGCCCCCCACUCUGGUCGACGAGUCCACCAGGGAUGAAGGCUUGAGGCCUAGCAAGAACCAGCAGGGCGGCCGCUCCCAAUACCGCGCGCCCGCUCAGUCUAUCGACUACGACUACGACGAGCCGGCGCCCCGGCCCGCGCCCCGGCCCGCGCCCCAGCAGUACCGCCCCGCGCCCCAACCCGCGCCCCAACAGUACCGCCCCACUCCCGCGCCCCAGCAGUACACGCCGCCCCAACAGCAGUACAGGCCGCAGCAGUCCGCGCCUGCGCCACCUAAGCCGCAGUUCUUCGCGGGAGCAGCCCCCGCGCCGGCGGAGGACCUGUUCAGCCCCGCGCCGGCCGCGCGCCCGCAGCAGUACCGCCCCAAGCAGGACUUCAGGCCCGCGCCCCAGCCGCAGCAGUUCGCGCAGAGACACACAGAGGUGGACUUCAACCAGGAUUUCGCCCCCUCUGCGCCGCAGCCCCGUUUCCCCCCCAACCAGUUCCCCCCACAGAGAAACCAACCCUACUCCAUGUUAGACGAACUGCUCAAGGAAUACGCGCUCCCGAAGGGGGGCGCAGCCGCCGUACACGACAUCACGUUUGGAUCCUAUUAGUUUAAACAAAUUUGUAAAUAAUUAGUGUUUUGUAUUUGUAAUUAAAUGAAUAUUUAGUUCCCAA
Molecule: messenger RNA, 1038 nt
Organism: Colias croceus (clouded yellow)
Lineage: Eukaryota; Metazoa; Arthropoda; Insecta; Lepidoptera; Pieridae
Gene: CPR54
Product: actin cytoskeleton-regulatory complex protein PAN1-like
Exons: 7
Coding region: 42-974 (310 amino acids)
Cellular component (GO): chitin-based extracellular matrix
Molecular function (GO): structural constituent of chitin-based larval cuticle
Source: RefSeq, a predicted model, not a curated record